UGGUAGAAUGGUUUCAGAUUGUUGUACUCUGAAACCAUUUUGAUGGUAUAAUGGUUUCAGAUAAUUGAUGCAUUUUAUUUGAUCUGUUUUAUGGUUUUUUUUGUGCUGAUUCUGAGUUCAUAUGAUUUUUGAGUUAUGAAUUGAUAUGUUAUUACUUUGAUAUGUUCAGAUUUAAACUAUAAGAUUAGACAUGUCGACUGAAGUACGGGAUGAAGUUGAUAUUGAUGAAAUUGAACUUCUUACAAAUGUUGAUUUCCCUCAAAUAUUUGAUAGUGAUGAUGAUGCUUAUAAUUUUUACUCUUCGUUUGCACAAAGAAGUGGUUUCUCAAUUAGACGUCAUCACGUUUAUAGAAACACUACUGAUGAGGGAAAUCCAGAAACAGUUUACAAAAGAGAGUUCGUUUGCCAUCGAUCCGGGGUUUCUAAACCAGUCAAAGUUAAUGAACUGGAAAGUCAAAGGAAACGGAAAGCUUCAAGGUGUAGUUGUAGUGCGAGAUUGGUGGUUGCUAAAGAGACAAUUGGAUUGGAAGAAAAAUGGGUGGUAAUAUAUUUCAACAAUGUCCACAACCAUGAUUUGUUAGAUGAGAAAGAGGUUCAAUUUCUCCCUGCUUAUCGUAACAUCCCGGUUGUUGACCAAAACCGUAUACUAAUGAUGCAUAAAGCUGGUUGUUCCAUUAAUGUCACAAUGAGAUUGCUUGAAUUAGAGAAAGGAAUAGAUGUAGGUAGUCUACCAUUUAUGGAUAAAGAUAUUAGGAAUUUCCUUCAAAACCAAAAUGGUAUUGACAAACAAAAUGAUGCUUUAGAUGUCUUGAAAUUGUGUAAAGGGUUGAAAGAGUUAGAUGAUGCCUUCCAAUAUGAUUACACAAUAGAUGAGAAUAAGAAGUUGGAACACAUUAUUUGGGCAUUUGGUGAUUCAAUCCGUGCAUAUGAAUCUUUUGGGGAUGUGGUUGUCUUUGAUACUACUUAUCGAAUAAAUCGUUAUGAUAUGCCACUUGGAAUAUGGCUUGGAGUUGACAAUCAUGGGAAUUCAGUUUUUUUUGGUUGUGUUCUAUUACGAAAUGAGAAGAUUUCUUCGUUCACAUGGGCUUUAAAGGUUGGUGUUGCUGUCCAGAUUAGGAAUCGAGUUGGAGAGGAAGCAAGAAUGCGUCAAAAGUAUCAUAAUCAUCUGCUUAAAACAAGUUUUCCAAUGGAGGAACAUGUUGCAUCUAUACUCACACCUUAUGCUUUUGGGUUGAUUCAAAUUGAGAUUGAGUUAUCUACAAAAUAUGCUGCAACUGAAACAAACAGUGGCUCUUUUAUUGUGAAGCAUCACACCAAAGAUGAUGGAGGUCGUCUUGUAACUUGGAUAGAAAGUCAAGAAUCAAUUCGUUGCUCUUGUAAGGAAUUUGAGUUUUCUGGAAUAUUGUGCAGGCAUGCUAUUCGAGUGCUUCUAAUGAAAAAUUAUUUUCACAUACCUUCAAAGUAUCUUCCUUUUCGAUGGAGACGUGAAAGUUCAUUGAUCCCAAAAUCUAGUCACAUAGUAAACAACAAUGAUGUCUCCUCUGCUGCGUUUCAUUCUCUGAUUCAAUGUCUUGAAUAUGAAUCUUUAAAAACAAAAGAACGGAAACAAAUUGCUACUAAAGGGUUGGAGGAUCUUAUCCGAGAGAUAAAAGGAAUGUCCGAAAGUCAUGAAGAUCAAAUUGGUUUGGAAGUUGUUCCAAAUAAUGAUGAAUGUGAUGUUGGAAUUCCAGUUAGAACUAGAAGCAAAGGUCGACCAAAAGGUUCAAAGGCAAAAGUAGUAGUUGAAGUUGUUUCAGAUGAUGAUGAAUGUGAUGUUGGAAAUCCAGUUAGAACCAAAAGCAAAGGUCGACCAAAACGAUCAAGGCCAAAAGGAGGAGUUGAAGCUGCAACCAAGAUUCGCCAUUGUCUUUUUCCGAAUUGUGGUGCAACCGGCCAUGACACACGGAAUUGUCCAAACAAAAGGAAACAUAAUGACAUGUUGCCUAAUGAAUCACCUAAUGUGUUCAAAAAGGGCUGGAGAAAUUCAUCUAAUUAAUAGUCAAAAAAGGCUUCGAGGAUGUAAUGGAUAAAAGUGAUGAUAGUAAUUCAACAGAGAUGUGUUUCAUGUUUUCUGGUGUGGUUUUAGUAGUGGGAGUAGUAGCUAUAAUACAAUGAUAUAGUGUUGACUAUAUCAUUGGAUAAAAGUACUAAGUUGCUUUUCAUUAACUAGUCUUAUAGUUCUCUUUAAUUGAUGUAAUGAGAUGUUAAAGUUUGUUUUAUUGGUAUCAUAAUAUGUUCAAGUGUUA
This is a messenger RNA of Trifolium pratense (red clover), 2285 nucleotides long. Its product is annotated as putative protein FAR1-RELATED SEQUENCE 10. The record is from RefSeq and is a predicted model, not a curated record. Gene Ontology annotation, biological process: regulation of DNA-templated transcription. NCBI's taxonomy places the organism in Eukaryota, Viridiplantae, Streptophyta, Magnoliopsida, Fabales, Fabaceae. Bases 191 to 2035 code for a protein of 614 amino acids. The transcript is spliced from 3 exons. Gene Ontology annotation, molecular function: zinc ion binding.